ACACAACAAAACCUCAUGUUCGAAUUUUGAUAGUCACAUUUUCCCGGCAAAAUCCCUAACUGAAACUGCGAAAUGUCCAAAGUGCCCCUCUUUAUUUCAUUUCAUUUCUUUCUGUUAUUCAGCGUCGCUGUACCCUCUCGGGUAAUUUCAGAAACUGAACAAACAAUUUUACUCACUCUCAAACGUGAACUGGGAGACCCACCGUCGCUCCGAUCAUGGAAACCGUCUCCUUCUGCGCCGUGCGAGUGGGCGGAGAUUGGAUGCAGCAGCGGCGGCGCCGUCACGAAGCUAGUCCUCUCCAGCAAAGGCAUCACCACCACCAAGAGCCUUCCUUCCACAAUCUGCAACCUCAAACACCUACUUGAGCUUAACCUCUUCAACAACUCCAUUUCCGGCGAGUUUCCGACAACCUUGUACGAAUGCUCCAACCUCCGGUACCUCAACCUGUCGCAGAACUACCUCGCUGGAGCGAUCCCCGCCGACGUGGACCGCCUCAAAACCCUCACUUUCCUGGACCUCAGCGCCAACUCCUUCUCCGGAGAGAUCCCGGCCGCGAUUGGGAACCUGUCAGAACUGCAAACGCUGUAUCUGUCCGCAAACAACUUCGAGGGAACUGUCCCCAGGGAAAUCGGAAACUUGUUGAACCUCGAAUUUUUGGGUUUGGCUUAUAAUCUCAAACUCGCGCCGUGGGAGUUCCCGUUGGAGUUUAGGAAAUUAAAAAAUUUGAGGUCUAUGUAUAUGCCGCAGUGUAACUUGAUCGGAGAGAUUCCAGAAUAUUUCGGGGAUAUUUUCACGAACCUCGAACGGUUGGAUUUGGGGAAGAACAAGUUAUCAGGGAGCAUUCCGAGGAAUUUGUUCUCGCUGAGGAAGUUGAGGUUCUUGUACCUGUUCAGUAACAGAUUGUCGGGUGUGAUUCCUAGUACUACGAUGCAGUGUUUGGAAUUAAUCGAGCUUGAUUUCGCGAAGAAUAAUUUGACGGGUUCCAUACCCCCAGAGUUUGGAAAGUUAAAGAACUUGAGUACCUUGCACUUGUACGAAAAUCACUUGGUCGGUGAGAUUCCCGUAAGUUUAAGCCAAAUUCCUAGUCUCGUCUAUUUCAGGGUUUUCAGCAAUAACUUGAGUGGAACACUGCCUCCAGAACUAGGCUUGCAUUCCAAGCUUACAGUGUUUGAGGUUUCUGAGAACCAGCUCAGUGGUGGGUUGCCGGAACAUUUAUGUGCAGGUGGUGCCCUUAUUGGUGUGGUUGCAUUUUCCAACAAUUUUAGUGGGGUUUUGCCUGAGUGGAUUGGGAAUUGUCCUUCUCUAGCCACGGUUCAGCUUUAUAAUAACAAGUUUUCGGGUGAGGUUCCUUUGGGUUUGUGGACUAUGAAUAACCUUUCGUCCUUGAUUUUGAGCAACAACUCUUUUUCUGGGUCUCUUCCGAGUCAAGUGUUUUGGAAUAUGACGAGGAUUGAAAUCGCCAACAACAACUUCUCGGGUGGGAUAUCUGUUGGGAUUACUUCAGCUAAAAAUCUGAUGUUUCUUGAUGCCAGAAACAACAUGCUUUUGGGUGAAAUUCCAAGGGAAUUGACUCAACUUUCACAGCUUACAGCUCUCAUGCUGGAUGGUAACCAACUUUCGGGUGCACUUCCAUCUGAGAUUAUUUCGUGGCAAUCACUGAACAUUUUGACACUAUCAGGAAACAAACUUUCUGGCCAGAUUCCCACGGCUAUUACUGCUCUUCCCCGCCUGGCUUACCUGGACUUGUCUCAAAACGACAUAUCAGGUGAAAUACCUCCUCAGUUUGAUAGGUUGCGGUUUGUUUUCCUCAACUUGUCCUCCAACCGGCUAUCUGGGAAAAUUCCUGAUGAGUUCAAUAACCUCGCAUUUGAAAACAGUUUCUUGAACAAUCCUCAUCUAUGUGCUUACAAUCCAAACGUCCACCUUGACAACUGCUUGACCAAAACCGCGUCAGCGGCACCACAGUCGAGCAAUUCGUCUUCGAAAUCAGUGGCCCUGGUUCUGGCUGCCACUGCGGUUGUGUUAGCGGCAAUAGCUUCCUUGGUCUACUAUAUGUUGAAAACGCAAUGGGGCAAAAAGCACUGCGGGCAUAAAAAUAAGGUUGCAACGUGGAGGCUCACUUCAUUCCAGAAGCUUGAUCUCACGGAAAUAAACUUCCUCUCGAGUUUGACAGACAAUAACCUCAUAGGGAGUGGAGGGUUUGGGAAAGUUUACCGGAUUGCUUCAAAUCGUCCAGGUGAGUAUGUUGCGGUGAAGCGGAUCUGGAAUCGCGAGAAUGUGGAUGACAAGUUGGAGAAAGAGUUCCAGACUGAGGUUGAGAUCCUGGGCAACAUUCGCCACUCGAAUAUAGUGAAGCUUUUGUGCUGCUAUGCAAGUGAGAAUUCCAAACUUCUUGUUUAUGAAUACAUGGAAAAUCAGAGCCUGGACAAAUGGCUUCAUGCAGAGGAAAAAACAUCGCCUCCUGGGUUGAGUUGGCCAACGAGGUUGAAUAUUGCCAUUGGGACUGCACAAGGCCUGUGUUACAUGCACCAUGAAUGCUCACCCCCCGUCAUCCACCGAGACGUCAAAUCUAGCAAUAUACUGUUGGACUCAGAGUUCAGAGCUAAAAUAGCAGAUUUUGGGCUCGCCAAGAUGUUGGCAAAGCCCGGUGAACUAAACACCAUGUCUGCACUAGCAGGCUCUUUUGGCUACAUUCCACCAGAAUAUGCUUACUCAACUAAGAUUAACGAGAAAGUUGAUGUUUAUAGCUUUGGUGUUGUGCUCUUAGAGCUUGUUACGGGAAGGAAGCCUAAUAUAAGCGGCGAGCGUGCAUGCAGCUUAGUUGAAUGGGCGUGGGAGCAUUUUAAUGAAGCCAAGAGCCUUACUGAUGCAUUCGAUGAGAAUGUCAAAGAACCACGUUAUGCGCAAGAGAUGGCUAAUGUCUUCAAAUUGGGCCUCCUUUGCACAAGCUCCUUGCCCUCAACCAGACCUUCCACGAAGGAGAUUUUGCAAGUACUUCGGUGUUGUCAUUCAGGUUCUACACGUAGAAAAAUGGGAAAUGAGUUUGAUAUCGCUCCUCUACUUGGGGACACAAGGUACGUUUGUAGUUACAAGGAGAGUAAUGCUGCAACCAAUAACUCAUCUUGGUGAUACAGGGUACAUUUCUAGUUGCAAGAGAAUGUUGUAAGCAAAAAUUAAGCAAGCUGUUGGUACGGCAUGUAAAGAUAGUAUUAUGCACGAAUGUGAAUAACUAAUGUUUUCUCAUUAAAAGAGUAUUAUUUUGAAAAA
This is a messenger RNA of Vigna radiata var. radiata (mung bean), 3267 nucleotides long. Its product is annotated as receptor-like protein kinase HSL1. NCBI's taxonomy places the organism in Eukaryota, Viridiplantae, Streptophyta, Magnoliopsida, Fabales, Fabaceae. The coding region runs from base 73 to 3129 and encodes 1018 amino acids. Gene Ontology annotation, biological process: protein phosphorylation. The transcript is spliced from 2 exons. Gene Ontology annotation, molecular function: protein binding; ATP binding; protein kinase activity. The record is from RefSeq and is a predicted model, not a curated record.